CGGGUGGCGGGGCCGAAUUUUAUGAUGCAAACGGCGCUGUUCGGAGCUUGUUGAAGAAGAAUCACGGCUUUUUACAUGAACGGCAAAUCGAACCAAAUCAAAUCAAAUCAGCCCAAAUUGAGCCUGUAAUUGACCGCCACAGCACCCUGGCUUGCCCUAUACUGUUUGACUUUGAGAUGAGCGAAGAAACAGAAAUGAAGGUCGAUCCAUCCAGAGCCAAAGCUCUGAUCUCACAGCUCAACAGUGUCAGUGAGCGCAUCACCUCCGUUGCUAAGGGCAGCACCGUUCGAUUGGUUGCCGUCUCAAAGCUGAAGCCUGCAAAUGACAUUCUGGCACUGUUACAACCGCCAACGUCGCACUUGCACUUUGGAGAGAACUAUGCCCAAGAGCUGAGCCAGAAGGCGGAGUUGCUUCCAAAGAGUAUUCAAUGGCAUUUUAUAGGGGGUCUGCAGUCAGGUCACUGCAAGAACCUAGCUAAGAUACCAAACCUCUUCUGCGUGUCCAGUGUCGACACUGCCAAGAAGGCACAGCUGCUGGACGAGCACCGUGGCAAGCUGAUAUCGUCAGCAUAUCCUGCGACACCUGUUCCCAAGCUCAACAUCCACAUCCAGGUGAACACGUCCGGCGAAGACUCAAAGUCCGGAUGUUCGCCUGGUGCGGACACGGUAGAACUAUGCAAGCUCGUCAUAAACGAGUGCCCGAAUCUGAAUCUUCUCGGACUUAUGACCAUCGGUGCAAUUGCGCGGAGCAAAGAGACUACGCCGGAAAACGAGAACGAAGAUUUUGUGUGCUUGAGGGAGCAGAGGGACUUAGUGGCCAAGGAAUUGGGCUUGCAAGGCAAGAAGGAGCUGGAAUUGAGCAUGGGUAUGAGUGAGGAUUUUGAAGGAGCCAUCUCCAUGGGCUCAGGCGAGGUCAGAGUGGGCAGUACGAUCUUUGGCAUCAGAGGGCCGAAAAGUGAGGCGAAGAUCACUGUAUAGAAUCAACUAUUCAUCAUCGCUGCGUCCAACAUGGAAGCAAAUACCAAGCAGGAAGCUUAUUCUUGAUGUAUGAGUGGUCAAUUCGAGUCCUCUCAUGUCUUGACUUCUUUCUAGUACCCAGGUAGACUCUAACUACUCACAUAAUUCCAGCAGUGAGCGUCGAAGGACACUUCUAAAACAAAAGGCUAUUAUAGAAGGAUUAGAUCGUUGGUGUUCUUCCUAUCCGAAUCGCUGACAGCCCAAUACCCGUUCCCUGCACCUUCCUGAACUUCCACCUCAAGUUAGCAUCAAAUGGCCGACACGGAUUCAUGGGUGGUUAAAUUGCACACAGGAACUCAGCUGGCACGCACGAUGAUUGGACAUGUAGCUCUGGUGCACCGCUUUGUCAUAAUACGGUACCUUGCAAGAUAAUCAAUAAGAG
Molecule: messenger RNA, 1398 nt
Organism: Truncatella angustata
Lineage: Eukaryota; Fungi; Ascomycota; Sordariomycetes; Amphisphaeriales; Sporocadaceae
Exons: 3
Coding region: 177-977 (266 amino acids)
Cellular component (GO): intracellular anatomical structure
Molecular function (GO): pyridoxal phosphate binding
Source: RefSeq, a predicted model, not a curated record